CACAGCACCGGAGACGUUCUGGAGCAUUGCUGCGGCAACAGUGCCGGUUAUUAGAUUUAGUUUAUCUUAUCAAUAUGAGUGAAAGGCAAUUUUUGUGCUGGCGGUAAAAGAAAAACAAUAAAUUGUGUCUUUUUGAAAUGCUAUUACUUUCAUUGCGCAGUCAGUUGAUAGGAGUGUUAAAAUUGAAUAGAAAGUUAAUUUUACGUGUCACGACAAACCCAGUUUUCCAAAGUAGUACCACGGUGGGAGCAGCAGCAGAGGCUAUCACCAAGCUGAGAAAGAUGGAAGGCACGGUCGUCGAGGUGAAGUUUCCAGCCGGUUCUCUGGUGCCGAAAAACGAAACCGGAGCGCUCAACUUUGUGCGAAAGUAUCCCGAGUACAACGGGAAGGAUGUGACGAUUGCGGUUCUGGACUCCGGAGUGGACCCGCGGGCGAAAGGGCUGGAGAUCGUCCCUGGCGGAGACGUAAAGGUCGUCGAGCGGUUCGAUUGCUCCGGUUGUGGGGAUGUCGACACAAGCAAACUGGUUUCCGCUGCACCGGAUGGAACGAUUUUGGGCCUCUCCGGCCGCGUACUGCGGUUAUCCAACGCCAUGAAGGCGAAAUGCCCCUCGGGUCAGUAUCGCGUCGGGCUGAAGAGUAUGCACGAUCUGUAUCCGUCGCGUAUCAGGGAAAAAAUUGUGGCCGAUGCCAAGCUGAAAACGUGGGACGAAGCGCACAAGAAAACUCUGGCCGAAGCCAGCCGGGAUGUGGCCGAUUUUGAUGCGAAGAAUCCCAAUGCACAGAAUCUGCCGCUGAAGGAGAAAUUGAUCAAGGAGAAUCUGGACGGGACGAUGGAGUUCCUGAAUGCGUGCGAGAAGAAGUUCUCCGAUCUGAAGACCACUUAUGACUGCGUUUUGUUUUCGACUGAUGAUGGAUGGAUGGCAGUCAUCGAUACGACGGAGAACGGGACCCUGGAGGAUGCUGUUCAUGUUGGCGAAUACAGCAAAACCCAUGAAAUGGUCAACUUGGAUGAGUUUCUGUCUAUUUCGAUAAAUGUUCACGAUGGCGGCGAUGUGCUGGAAAUCGUGGGAAUGUGCUCAAGCCACGGUACCCACGUUGCAUCGAUUGCAUGUGGCUUCCAUCCGGACAACCCAGAGCUGGACGGUGUUGCUCCUGCAGCAAAAGUGGUAUCACUGACGAUCGGCGAUGGUCGGUUGGGAUCAAUGGAGACUGGCACUGCUCUUGUUAGAGCAAUCAUCAAAGUUAUGGAACUCUGUGAAUCGGGUCGCAAGAUUGACGUGAUCAACAUGAGCUACGGUGAACACGGCCACUGGUCGAAUUCCGGUCGAGUGGGCGAGCUUAUGAGUGAACUGGUGAACAAGUACGGAGUCGUGUGGGUUGCCUCGGCCGGAAAUCAUGGACCGGCAUUGUGCACCAUCGGAACUCCACCGGAUAUCAGCCAACCGAGUUGCGUUGGCGUUGGCGCUUAUGUAUCUCCCGAAAUGAUGGAAGCUGAGUACGCCCUGCGACAGAAACUGCCCGGAAACGUUUACACAUGGACUUCCAGAGAUCCCUGCAUCGACGGUGGAUUCGGAGUGACGGUGUGCGCUCCCGGUGCUGCCAUUGCCUCCGUUCCGCAGUUUACGAUGUCCAAAGCGCAGCUGAUGAAUGGAACAAGUAUGGCUGCACCACACGUUGCUGGUUCCGUAGCUCUGUUGAUUUCCGGUUUGAAACAGAAAAAUGUCAACUUUACUGCAUUUAGUAUUAAACGAGCCCUCUGGAACACUGCCACCAAGAUCGACUACGUUGACAAAUUCGCUCAAGGAAAUGGGCUUCUGAACGUGGAGAAAGCGUUUGAAAACUUGACGAAUUACAAGGAUUGCGUAGAAAACAAUCUGCGAUUUUCGAUCAGCGUGGGAGGAAACGGCGCCAAGGGUAUCCAUAUGCGCCAGGGUUUGCUCACCAAACCGGAAGAAUUCAACGUCAGUAUUGAACCCGUAUUUUUCAACGAUAAAUAUGCUUCCCUUGCUGAUAAAAUAAGUUUUAACGUUAGACUGACUCUUGUUCCAACGGAAUCGUGGAUUCAGUGCGGAUCCUUUCUAGAUCUGUGCUACUCGCAGCGUACGAUCUGCGUCAAAAUCGAUCCAACUGGAUUGGCUGCCGGUGUUCAUAAAGCAAGUAUUAAAGCGUACGUUUCCGCCUGCGUCGAGAAAGGCGUCCUGUUCGAGAUUCCGGUCACGGUUGUGCAACCGAUCGUGGUGGAUCCCAAAACCCUGGAGUACACUUCAACCGAAUCAAUCAGCUGCAAACCGAAUACGAUCCUGCGGAACUUUUUCCUGGUGCCAAAGUAUGCUACCUGGGCCGUGCUGGAAAUGAUCUCGACCGAUACGAACGACACCGUGGGAGGCAAGUUCCUCAUCCACACGAUGCAGAUUCUGCCGAUGAAGUACUGCAAGGCGCAGGAAACGCAGAAAAUACUGCCGGUGAACUGUGUUUCCACGACGGUGCAUCCCUUCAAGUGUGUGGGUGACAACAUUUUAGAAGUUUGCAUCGCCAAGUAUUGGUCCAAUUUCGGAACGGUACCGCUGAAGUAUUCGAUCAAAUUCCACGGCAUUUCUCCACUGAAUGGAAACAUCAUGCACAGUGCCAGUGGGAUACAUCGUAUUGAUCUGACCACACUCUCUGCCGAAGAAGUGCUUCCAUCAGUAUCGCUCAAAUCAGCCGUCAUGGUACUGAAGCCAACGGAGACUAAAAUUACACCGUUGACGACUCGAGACGUGGUCCAUCCAGGGCGCCAAAUCUACCAAAAUGUACUGACCUACACUUUGCAUUUGAACAAGAGCCAAGAGGUUGCUUUCUAUGCACCGCUAUUCAGCACCGUGCUGUAUGAAAGUGAGUUCGAAUCUCAGUUUUGGAUGCUUUUCGACAGCAACAAGAUGAUGGUCGGAUGUGGCGAUGCGUACUCAAACGAUUCCUACUUGAAGCUGGAGAAGGGCGACUACACCGUGCGCUUGCAGGUUCGUCACGAGAAAAAAGAACUGCUGGAGAAGAUUUCAGAGACUAACAUGCUGGCAAACAUCAAGCUGGCCAAUGCCUUGGCGGUAGAUAUCUACAAAUCGUACAAUCAGGCCAUCGUCAACGGUAAAAAGAUAACAACCUUGGCUUUCCCGGCUGGCGUUACUCGUCCAAUCUAUCUAGCUACGAUUACGAAUGAAAAGCUUCAAAAGGCUUCAUUCCCCAACCAGUGCUCUUGGCUGGAAGGCACGAUAGUGUAUGCCAAGGACGAAUUGGGUAAAAAAUGUGACACACAUAGCUUCCAGUAUAUCCUGACAGAGGGUCCAACUGUGAAGAAAAACGGCGCACCUAAGGAGAACAAGAACAAAUUCGAAGAAUACAGCGAAGGACUCCGCGACUAUCAAGUGGCGCAGAUUGCAAAACUGGACGCCGAAAACGCAGAACAGGUCUACAAGGCCGUCCUGAAAGACAAUCCCAACUUUGUGGGAGCUCACUUGGCACUGAUCGACAAUUUGGACAGCAACGAUCUGAAGACGAAUCUUCCGCUUACGUUUGCCAGCAAUUUGGACAGAAGCGACAAAAAUGCUGCCGCCCUGUUGAAGGUCAAGCUGAUCAAGGUGAUCGAAUUGGCCGAUUUGACAUUGAAGGAAAUCGAUCAGAAUGCACUGCUGGCAUACUACGGACUGAAAACGGACAGCAGACCUAAUGCGGCCAAAAUUAAAACUCAAAUGGACAAACAGAAACAGCAAUUAUUGGACGCAGCUCAGAAAAAACUAAUAGCUUUGUCCAAAUUACGCGUCAUCAAGACGCUGGUGGACAGCAACGAGGUGGGCGAUGAUAGCGUGGAUCAGCUGGAAAAUAUCGAACAAUUGUUCGCUGACAUUGGAAAGUUUAUCGAUUACAAUGACGCCAAGGUACUGUUAUCAUCGAUUUGGCACGCAUACACCCUGAAUCAGUACGGUCGCAUGCUGAAAUACCUGGGCAAACUUUACGAGGACAAACUCUCGCGAGAGAUCCUGGAAGAGCAGAGCAAGGUUGUGGCCGAACGAAAAUGGCCCCAUGUUGAACAGCUGCUGAACAAAGUGGUCGUGACCUCCAAUCCGCAAGGAUUUAGACUGUUUUAAGAUGCCCGGGACCAUAGUAAGACAUGAAAUACCGAAUAAUCAACGUUGUUACUCCAUACUUUUACGGAGAUAUUAACAAAUCGACGAGAUUUCACAUAUUACCAAUGCACAGUAGUCCGGAAAAAUGAUUUUUCAAUGAUAAAUCAAUAGCUUUUUCAAACAACGAUUUCAAACCGAAGCUGUACAGACGACCACUUCAACAAAUACACUUAAAAUAAAUUAGAGAAAAACAAACAUCUUUUCAUUUGCGAAAACCAUUGAUUUAUGAUUAAAAUAUCGUUCUCCUGUACUACUGUGUAAAGCCACGUUCAACCGAUAUGAUGAAGACUUUCAGUCUAGUUUUAACGAAUCAAACUGAAUCGUAAAAUCAAUCUCUUUGUUCCAAUACAAAAGAUCAUGUGUACACGAAAUCUGAAUUACCGAUUACCAUUACACAUUUCGAUGGUACCGUUGGUUCGUUCGCAUGACAUUCGAUACGUGUUGUACUAGAUAAUUCAAAUAGCUUCAGAUUUAACUUUAGAUUCGUUCGAAAGCUUUUAAUUCACGGAACCAAGGCUGCUCAUCCAACCGCCAUUUAUAGGUAGUUGGGAUUCAUCCACAGAAGGGACGUAUGCAUUUAUGAACCGAUGAAUCGAGCUUUUAACAAGAUGAACUAGAUAUGACUUGGCGUAAUAAAUUGAUCGAUAAAAACCGGCCAGAAAAGUGGUAAAUGUAAUUAAAUUCUGAUAUAGACCGAUUUAAUAAUGAAUAAGAGCAAAUA
Messenger RNA from Aedes albopictus (Asian tiger mosquito), 4878 nucleotides. RefSeq names its product tripeptidyl-peptidase 2 (gene TppII). Gene Ontology annotation, biological process: proteolysis. The coding region runs from base 138 to 4118 and encodes 1326 amino acids. Gene Ontology annotation, molecular function: tripeptidyl-peptidase activity; serine-type endopeptidase activity. Gene Ontology annotation, cellular component: cytosol. The record is from RefSeq and is a predicted model, not a curated record. Lineage: Eukaryota; Metazoa; Arthropoda; Insecta; Diptera; Culicidae. The transcript is spliced from 10 exons.